Messenger RNA from Amorphotheca resinae ATCC 22711, 2262 nucleotides. RefSeq lists its product as hypothetical. The transcript is spliced from 2 exons. Lineage: Eukaryota; Fungi; Ascomycota; Leotiomycetes; Helotiales; Amorphothecaceae. Gene Ontology annotation, cellular component: cytosol. Gene Ontology annotation, molecular function: ATP binding; glycerone kinase activity. Gene Ontology annotation, biological process: glycerol catabolic process. The record is from RefSeq and is a predicted model, not a curated record. The coding region runs from base 115 to 1905 and encodes 596 amino acids.
CCACCAGCUCUCAGAUCCCAGCUCCCAGUCCUAGAGACAGCGACUCCCGAACUCCUCAGCUGAAGCGAUCCUCUCCUUCUCCCAGCGACGUCGAACGGCGAUCCUCAACUCUUUAUGAUCGAAACCAUGUCCGCAAAACACUUUGUCAAUGAUGCCACGCAUCUCGUGAAUUCGGCUCUCCAAGCCCUCACCAUAACAAAUCCUUCUGUUGCUCUCGAUGCCGAGAACAAGAUCAUCUACAGGAGACCCGGCCAUGCCCCACAAGUUUCCAUCAUCUCUGGCGGUGGUAGCGGCCACGAACCUAGCUUUGGAGCCUUCGUAGGUGAAGGAUUGCUAUCAGCUUCGGUGGCGGGAACUAUAUUUGCCUCCCCGAGCGCAGAGCAAAUCCGGAGAGCCAUAAUGUCCAGAGUCGACGCCCAGAAGGGGAUCCUAGUCACCGUCAUGAAUUAUACUGGCGAUGUGCUGAAUUUCGGAAUGGGCGUUGAGAAGGCGAAGGCCGCCGGUAUGAAAGUGGAGAUGUUGGUCGUUGGUGAUGAUGUUGGUGUUGGACGUGCCAAGGCUGGGAAGGUGGGAAGAAGAGGAAUUGCUGGCACAGUCCUUGUGCAUAAGAUCUCGGGAGCCUUGGCUGCAACAGGAGCAAGUCUGGAAGAUGUCUACAAGGUUGCCAAGCUGACGGCUGAGAAUAUCGUUAGUGUUGGUGCCUCGCUGGAUCAUGUCCAUGUGCCAGGGAGAGCUCCACCUGAUCCGAAUUCCUCGGAGAAAUUGGCUGAUGGGGAAGUCGAAAUUGGAAUGGGUAUUCACAAUGAGCCCGGAAGUGGGAGAGAGAAGGUUGAGCUACCCAAAUUGGUAGAGCGGAUGCUUCAGCAACUCUUGGAUCAGAAAGAUAAAGAUCGAGCAUUUCUGCGGGUCAAUUCGAAUGAGGUCGUACUCUUGAUCAACAACCUUGGUGGAGUCAGUGUCCUGGAACUGGGAGGGAUCACUGCUGAGGUCGUGGGCCAAUUGGAGAAAAACUAUAAUAUUAAACCUGUUCGAGUCUUGUCUGGCACAUAUAUGACAAGUCUCAACGGCCUCGGAUUUAGCAUCUCUAUUCUCAACGUUGUGAACACAAAUAUCGGAGGCCCUAGCAUGUUGCAAUUGUUGGAUGCCCCAUGCGAAGCUACUGGGUGGGCGGCGCCAGUUAAGAAGGAGACUUGGGAGGCCAAGUCAAGUCAGGUUCGGGAUGCAUCAGCAUCAGCCGUGGAUGAAAUCCAAGCCAGUGGAUUGAAGAUCGACCCAGAAGCCGAAAAGGCGGCAUUGAUUUCUGGUCUGGAAAGACUUAUUGCUGCUGAGCCAGCGGUGACGAGAAUGGACACAGUUGUUGGGGAUGGGGAUUGUGGGAUUGGUUUGAAGAGAGGAGCAGAAUCGGUUCUCAAAAUGGUCUCACAAACAAAACUAUCCGGCGAUGCGGUCGUGGACCUCAGCAAGAUCGUCCAAGUUGUUGAAAACACAAUGGAUGGGACUUCAGGGGCACUCUAUGCCAUCUUCCUGAACUCACUGGUGCACUAUCUUAGACAACAGGCUUCGGCCGGAGUAGCAACAGCAAAAGUCUGGGGAACUGCAUUGAAGCAGGCCUCGGAAGCUCUAUCACGGUAUACACCAGCGCAGCCUGGCGAUCGAACACUGAUCGACGCGCUCCAUCCUUUCAUUGAAGUUCUCAACGCUUCAGGGGAUUUCAAGAAAGCAGCAGAAGCAUCCAAAAAAGGGGCUGAGGGCACAAAGGGCAUGAAAGCCAGUUUGGGUAGGACUGUCUAUAUUGGUGGAUCUGGCUUUGAGCAGGUCCCCGAUCCUGGAGCGUGGGGUUUGAGCGAAUUGUUCCUUGGUCUUGCGGGUGUAAAAUCCUCGGAGCCGGAUUAUGAGAUGGUAUGAGACUUCGUGAUGGCUUGACGACUCUAACUUCAUGGACAUUGCACGAACUUUUUGUUCCGUUACAACAUAAAUAUAUCCAGUUUCAUAUUUUCUUGGAGGAGUCUUUCUCGAGUGAAAUAUCAAAUCUAACAAGCACCCGCUCUGGAACGAAUAGUACAUAUAUGAUACAAUUGACAUACUUUCAUACACCAUCUCAUUACCUUCUGAGCCAAGAAUACUUGGGGCCCGAAUGUCUUGCCUCCCAACCUCUGGCCUUCUGCUUAGGCUUGAGAGGCUCGAUCUUCUUUCUCUUGAACUCGAUAUCUGCACCUUCAAUUCCGGCUCUGUGCAUAACACCAGCAGUUCCCUCGUCCCACA